Messenger RNA from Drosophila santomea, 2510 nucleotides. RefSeq names its product leucine-rich repeat-containing protein 24. The record is from RefSeq and is a predicted model, not a curated record. The transcript has 3 exons. Bases 245 to 2191 code for a protein of 648 amino acids. Lineage: Eukaryota; Metazoa; Arthropoda; Insecta; Diptera; Drosophilidae. Gene Ontology annotation, molecular function: protein binding.
UGGAUAUACGCCGAGGCACCUGGAAGAACAUUUUCGAAGCGAGCUUAAGGCGUGGCGGGAUAAUAAAUUUAUAUUGUUUUUCUAUAUCUGGAUGGAUUUUAGAAUUGUAAUGCAAGACGGAAGAUUUAAUGACUACGGACACUGGACAUGAGGGAUAAUUAAACCCAACCAUUUAAAUGUGCAACAAACAAUAACCCAGACUAACUGGGAUGUGCUAGACGUUCCGUUCCUUAGAAAAAUCUCAAUGGCCAUCAAGCUUAGCUUCGAUCCAUGUAGUACUUCCUGUAAACACCUGUCGGUAUUCCUACUUAAGAUAUACUGUUUGGCACUCAUACUCCAAAGUGUCACUGCCGAUUGGCUAAUGGACUGUGGAAACUGUCACUGCAAAUGGAACUCUGGCAAAAAGACUGCCGACUGCCGCAAUUUGAGCCUAAGUGGAGUGCCAGAGUACCUCAGUCCGGAGGUUCAAGUGCUGGAUUUGUCACACAACCAUAUAUUCUACCUGGAGGAGAACGCUUUCCUGACCACAAACUUGCAAAAUCUCCAGAAGCUACUCAUACGAAAUGGCACCCUCAAACACAUCAACCAGCGGAGUUUCACCCAACUGCAGAUCCUAAUAGAGCUCGACUUGUCCAACAAUCUACUUCUAGACUUGCUACCCAAUGUGUUCGACUGUCUUUCGAAAGUACGGGCUAUAUUGCUGAAUGGCAACCUGUUGCAAGCACUUCGCAAUGGAGUCUUCCGCAAUCUCAAGUAUUUGCACAAGAUCGAAAUAAAGCGCAAUCGCUUGGUUAGCAUAGAUGCCCAGGCUUUUGUGGGAGUACCACUUCUCUCGCAGAUCUAUCUGGACAACAAUGAGCUGACCAAACUGAGAGUGGAGAGUUUCCAGGACUUGAACAAGCUUACAGCAUUAUCGCUAGUCGAGAAUCCCUGGAACUGUACCUGCGAUCUUCAGAUGUUUCGUGACUUCGUUAUAGGUAUGAACCUAUACACCCCGCCCACAUCCUGCCAUUAUCCUUUGCAGCUACGUGGUCGUCUGUGGAUCGAGGAUCAGCCGGAGGCGUUUGCCUGCAAGCCGAAAAUAGUCUAUCCGACGCUCAGUACUUCCAUCAACUCUUCCAAGGAGAACGUAACGCUUAUAUGUCGCGUCCACGGAUCUCCUAAUACGGUUAUUGCCUGGGACUACAGCAAUGAAGUAUACGAGACCCGCUCCAAGCCGGUGAAAAGUCUGCAAAAGCAGCGUGUUUACAUAGAACUGUUGCGGGAGGAUGAACCAAAGGUUCGGAAAUUCGGACAUGAUGUUUUUGUGUCACGUCUUACGAUAGUUAAUGCCAGGAAGAGCGAUGAGGGCGUCUAUACCUGUCUGGCGGAGAAUCCCGGUGGCAGGGACUCGGUUCACAUAAGUGUGGUCGUCCAAAAGGACCUGAAACACAUUUCCCUGCUCGACAGCAACUUCUUUGCGAUAGUAUGCCUUAUAGCCGUGGGUUUUCUCAGCAUGUCGAUCCUCUUUUCGUUGGUCACUUGCCUGAUUUUCAAGAGAUUCAAGCAGUUUCAUCCCGGCCAGCACACUUAUUUGCAACCCACUAGUUUUCCCGUGCAGUCACCCGGUAGUGAAGAUGCUACCGCCAUCAGCGCCCUUAGUUCUGGAGUUUUACGGGAAAGCAAGAUCGCGCUGGAUCCAUUAAGUGCUACUGGUGGACCAUCAAGUAACUACAAUUUUAUUAUAGCAUCCAGUCCGAAUGGCGAAAUUUACCCAGGCACGAGAAAUUAUGAAGACGUAAGGUUAAAAAGCAAUAGUUAUAUUGAAAAUCUUGACAAUCAGACGGAGUCCACUUCAUCGCGGAAUCGGGAGCUCUAUUCUCAUAUUGCGGGAGUCCAGGAAAAAGGAGCGCCUAAACAGAAAGAUGAGCUCGAUAAGGAUUCCCGGCUGAGUUCCUCGCAAUCAACAGGCCGCUCAAAACAGAAGGGACAAAUCGAAGAACUCCAACCGGAUCUGUUGCCUUCCACUGAACCCACUGCCUUAAAAAUGAUUAAUGAACCUUUCGGUCCACCAUCUAAAAAAGGAGAAGUUAACCCCCGAAGCAAGUACAAUACGAAUGUGCAAAAGUACCUAAAGGAAAAGUACGGCAGCGUUAGAAUAAAGAAUAACAGCAGUAAUAGCCCCAUUAGUGGUGAUAAUACCUCAUCAUAAUAUAUUUACCUUUUAUAAUAUGGCAUUUCCCACCUUUUACUGUUGCAAAGCCACCGUAACCCCCAGCCAUUGAAAUUUUAGUAUGUCCCUGGAUUUUGAAUCUUAUCUAGCCCUACCUCUCUUGGACAUCCAGGAGAAAAGAGGACAUAAGAGAAUAACCUUCCUUGAGUCCUAAUCAAGAAGAAAUGUACCUCGCCUUAUUUCUGAUAGUAAAUUAUGUAUUUUAAAAGGGUACUAACAUAAGAAUAUUUAUUUACACAGUUCUAAGUGUUUUAACCCACGCACUUUAGGUGAAAGGAAUGUAAUAAAAAAGUUUUAA